Molecule: messenger RNA, 612 nt
Organism: Juglans microcarpa x Juglans regia
Lineage: Eukaryota; Viridiplantae; Streptophyta; Magnoliopsida; Fagales; Juglandaceae
Exons: 1
Coding region: 1-612 (203 amino acids)
Source: RefSeq, a predicted model, not a curated record
AUGGAAAGGGACUUGGAAGGGGAGACAUCAAGUAGAUCUAGGGACAAACUGGUGUGGAAGACUCUUUGGAAACUAGAAGUGGCUCCUGCUACCAUGAUGUUCAUAUGGAGAGCAUAUAGUGAGGCUCUCCCCACCUUAGCCAACUUGAGAAGGAGGAAAAUAGUGGAAGACAACUCAUGCUUCAUUUGUAAGCAAGUUCCUGAAACAUCUGGUUAUGCUUUAUGGGGUUGUGCUGCUGCUCAAGACGUAUGGAAUCUAGGUGGUAAGAAAAUGCAAAAGAUGACUUUCCAUAGUGAGAUGGUUUUUGACAUCUGGUCUAUUCUAGUGGAUCUUAUUGACUCUACAGAACUUAAGGAGGUUGCUGCCAUACUGAGAGGAAUCUGGACAAGGAGGAAUGAGUUUCUUCAUGGAAAAGAAUUCAAGCACCCUACAAUGUUAUGUCAACAGACCAAAGCAGAACUCUUAUCUCACACAAAGGCACUCAAAGAGUCACGGGAAAUCAGUGUCAAGUCUCCAGCAAUGGUACACAAGUGGUCAAAGCCAGCUGAGGAUUGUUUUAAGAUUCACGGGGAUGCAGCUGUAAAAACUGGGGUGGGGAGAAUUGGGAUAUGA